AGUACAUUCCAUUAUCCGGGCAGUGAGGAAAGGCCAAGGGAAGUGCCACUUCUACAGGGAGAAUAACAAUAUAAAACCUAACACACCCGCAAAACCCUGCUUCCAAUCUCACUGUUUUAGGCCAAAAAUGAUUGCCUCUGCUACUCUCUCACCUUACUUUAACAUUAAGCUGCUCAAUCCCCGGCAUGUGUUUACAACCACCAAACCCAGGAGAAAAUACUCUACCUUUUCUACAAAGUUCCAUCUCAAUCAUCUUUGGAACGGUUUCCUCCAACCCAAGUCGUGCUCCCUCCGCACAGUCCUUAGGAAAGUUAGUGAUGAUGGUGGUUCCAUUGAUGCCAACCCACAGGAAUCUGCUGCUGUUUCUGUUGGUGAAGGGGCAAGCAGUAGCUCCUCCACUUUAGGUGACAACUACGUGGCUUUAUUUGUACGAAUGCUUGGGCUAGACCAUGAUGCUCUUGACCGAGAACAGGCAAUAGUGGCACUAUGGAAAUAUUCACUAGGUGGAAAGAAUUGCAUUGAUACCAUUAUGCAGUUCCUAGGCUGCAUAAACUUAACUGUGAACCUUCUUAACUCUGAGUCUAGUGCUACAUGUGAAGCAGCUGCCGGUCUUUUACGAUCAAUAUCUUCAAUCAAUUUGUACAAAGAUAUAGUAGCAGAAAGUGGAGCAAUAGAAGGGAUAACUGGUUUGCUGAGUCGACCUUCCUUGACUUCUGAGGUUAAAGAGCAAAGUAUGUGUACUUUGUGGAACUUGUCUGUCGAUGAAGAACUUAGAGUGAAAAUUGCUAACUCAGAUAUCCUACCAUUUCUUAUCAAUUCCCUCGAUGAUGAUGACAUAAAAGUGAAGGAAGGAGCUGGUGGAGUUUUGUCGAAUUUGGCCUUGAGCCAUUGCAAUCACAGCAUGAUGGUUGAAGCUGGUAUCAUUCCGAAACUGGCAAAGCUAUUAAAAACUGACAUGGAAGGAUCUAAAGUGAUUCGGAAGGAAGCUAGAAAUGCUUUAUUGGAACUCAUUAAGGAUCAGUAUUAUAGAAUUCUUGUCAUAGAGGAAGGUCUGGUUCCCGUUCCCAUGGUUGGUGCAGCUUCUUACAAGUCUUUCAAGCCAGGAUUAUAUUCAUGGCCUACUAUGCCAGAUGGUACAGAGAUUGAGCAGACUUCCAAAGGUCCUUCAAAGUUUGGUGCCUCUGAAUUACUUCUUGGGUUGAAUGUUGGUGAGAAUGCUGAGUUAGAGGAAGCUAGGAAGAAUGCAAUAGUUGGACGCACACAGCAACAGUUUCUUGCUCGCAUAGGGGCUAUAGAGUUGGAUGGAAAAAGAGAAUCUCAGUCUGAUAUCCCCACUGAUAACCGAUUUACUCUUCUCCCAUGGAUAGAUGGUGUGGCUCGAUUAGUUUUGAUACUUGAGCUUAAUGAUGAGGUUGCCAUAUCGAGAGCUGCUGAGUCAAUUGCUGACUCAUCUAUCAAUGAACAUAUGCGGACUUCAUUCAAGGAAGCUGGUGCUAUCAAGCAUUUGGUUCGGCUUUUAGACCAUAACAGUUUUGCUGUCAGAUCAGCUGUGAUCCACGCUUUGGAGAGGUUGUCUGUCAGCUCUUCUCUUUAUCAUGUACUUGAAGCUGAAGGUAUUUUACACCCUUUAGUUUGUACACUGAAACGCUCAGAAACCUCUGGAAGCUUGAUGGAAAAGACCUUGGAUAUACUUGCGAGGAUUUUAGACCCUAGUAAAGAAAUGAAGUCCAAGUUCUACAAUGGACCAGUUAAUGGUUCAAAGAUGGGGAUAGAUGCUGCAAGGAGCCUUGAUGCUUCUGCCAGAUUGACUGGAGAUAAGCCUGUGUCAAUAAUGGAUUCCAGGAAAGAAUUGCUAGACUCUACUGUCAUUACUCGCCUUAUUGAGAUUUUGAAGACAUCACCAUCAAACCUGCAAAGAAAAGUAGCUUCUAUCUUGGAAUUCAUAACAAUAAUUGAACCAAGCAUGGAAACAAUAAUCAAAGUAGAUGUAUCAUCUGGUUUGGAAGCUGUUUUUCAACAAAAAGCUGUAAAAGACAAGGAAGCUGAUGUAGAAGGUCAGGAACUAGACGAAUAUGCUCUUGAACUUGAGGAAGCUGGCCUUGCAGUCUCUGCAGCCUCAAGGCUACUAACAAAACUUCUUGACUCGGAACAGUUUUGCCAAAAAAUAGACUCUACCCAUUUCACCAAACUACUCCGCAAAAUCCUUAAGUCCGAUAUCCCUCUUCGAAACAAAGAUUGGGUUGCCGCUUGCCUUGUUAAACUGUGCUCUAUAUCCAGUCCUAAUGUAGAUUUCGAGAAUCCAAUCAACAUGGAGGUAACUCUUUAUGAGACAAUCCCAAGACUUAUAGAGCAGAUAAAAUUGUCUCUUUCUCCAGAAACACAGGAAUCCGCCGCUGUUGAACUUAACAGAAUAAUUUCCGAAGGGGUUGUGGAUUCCACCCGAGCUGUCGCAUCUGAGUUUGGUAUAUUUCCACUUGUGAAUCUUAUUGAACAAGGGAGUGACAGGGCAGUCGAAGCAGCCUUAUCAAUACUGUAUAAUCUGAGUAUGGACAGUGAGAAUCAUUCUGCAAUCAUAGCUGCUGGGGCGGUGCCAGCGUUGAGGAAGAUUGUUUUAUCGCAAAGAUCACACUGGUCACGAGCACUUCGUCUGCUAAGGAAUCUGCCUGUGUGAUGCCAACAUGAAUACUAUGUUUUUAGGGCCUUCGUACAGAUCCUACAAUCAUUUUUGUUCUAUUCAGCAGGAGCCAUUUCUAUCGAGUUAUAACAAUCGCAUUGGUUUAAUUUCAUUGGAAAGUCCAUGUUUUUGUGACAAAAGUUUUAUACUCCGCUCCUUGCCUUGUAUCAUAAUAAUGAACUCAUGUCAGAUAUUGUGGAAACCUUUGAUGAUAAAAAAGUUUGUCCUUGAAGAAUUCAA
This is a messenger RNA of Gossypium raimondii (Peruvian cotton), 2914 nucleotides long. RefSeq lists its product as uncharacterized. Bases 128 to 2671 code for a protein of 847 amino acids. The transcript has 9 exons. The record is from RefSeq and is a predicted model, not a curated record. NCBI's taxonomy places the organism in Eukaryota, Viridiplantae, Streptophyta, Magnoliopsida, Malvales, Malvaceae. Gene Ontology annotation, molecular function: protein binding.